ACAUGAAAAAAGAGAAAAGAAUGAGACGUGAGCAGGAGGGGUAAAAGCACCCAAGCUCUUAAUGUGUAGUCGAGAGAGCAGGAGCAGAGCGUAGAGAGUGGGAGGGAGAGGAAGAGGGGGUGACUUGCAGGAUCUUGUGGAGUGUAACUGCUGCUUCAGUGCUGUCAUUUACAGCCAGUGCCAGACUGCAGUGGAGUGUUUUGGCCAUGCUGUGUACAGCACGGAGGAACAAUGUGCGUGAGCUUGCAGUGCUGAUCCUGGGCCUGCUCCCUCUGGCUCACAUUCUCACAGCUUCAGAGGUGCUCGAGUGUGAGGAGAGCUUCUACAGAAACACCCCCCCACAGCGGGUCACUGAGUCGGGCUUGGAGAGGAGAUGCCACAGCCUGGGAGCCGGGCGCACAUUUGUUUCACUCUAUCACCCUGGACACCAGUCUAAUGUCUACACGGCUCUGCACCUAGGCCAGCACAAUGCAUGGGGCAAAGGAACAACCGAGGAAUUGGAUGAACCAAGUGAGACAGAAGUCCUCGGAGAAGAGUCCCAUGUACACGUUCCAGCUUUGUACAAGAAGGACCAGGAUGUCGCUUCAUCACCCUCAGCUUCCCCUUUCCACAAACUGGAUGCUCUUACUGCAGAGCUGGUAAAGAGCAGGACCGUACCACAGUGCUCUAAGGCAGGGGGGGGCGUGUACGUUCAGAGCGGUGUAGGUGGGCUGAGUGAGACGAAGGCAGAUGUGCUGUGGUCGGCAGUGUGCUGCGAUGUUCCUGACGGACUCGGCAGCUUCAGUAUGGGAGUGGUCCAGGAGGGUGAAGGGGAGCUGAAGCUGAUGAGCGUGAAGGCGCUGGAGGAACUAGUGGACAUUAAGGAGCUUUUCUCAGGUGGGUGUGGAGAGACAGGAAGUCUGGGAGAAGAGCCACUGGAAAUCACUGAAGUUCCUGAAAAAGACACAGCUGAGACGGACAAAAGCAGUGACAAGGACGAGGUGCCCAGCACGACAGCAGAUAGAAUUGAGUCUGAACCCAGCCUAGAAGAAAGCAUUAAUGAAACAGAAAGCUCUGAGUCUCAACAGGACAGUGUUAUCCUCUAUGUCCUGUCCUCUGCCAUCUCUCUCCUGUGCGCUCCUCUCUCUCCAGUUGUCUCCACCCUCACAAACCUCCCCUCUCAAAUCUGUUAUGUCUUGCAAGAGGACGCAACCGUACUGGCAUCGCUGCCCAGCGACAGCUUCAGUUUGGUUCAGAACCUGGGUUCUGGUGUAGUCUCGGGUGUUGAGAAUGUAGGCAGCGUCGCAUACCAAGUGGGUGAGCAUAGUGUGUGCUCACUCUACACAUUUAUAAGCACAAUAGCGGGUACCCUCAUGCUUUCAUGCCAGGAGGGACUGGUAGGUGCAGGAACACUAAUUGGUGACGCUCUGGGGCUGGUGACCGGUGCACUGGGUGAGGUCUGGGACUUUGGGACAGAGGUAGUAGAGUGCAUGUGGCAAGGGCUUAGUGGGUACGUGGGUGCAGUGGGUGCAGAGGUGGGCGAACAGGGCUGGUCAGUAGGUCAAGGGAUGGGCACACUGGUCUGGAGGGGACAGAGGGGAGUUGGGCAUGUGAUUAAUACGGUGGUGAGCAUCAUUGGGGGAGUGUUGGGAAACACGAUGGAAAACAUACAGGAAGCUUUCAGUGGGGAGUAAGAGAACAGGAGGUAGUUUUUUGUGCAUGAGUGCAUGGAUCUAGCGCAAGUUUAUUUAUACUGCGUUACAUCAUUGUCAGUGUCUUGCUGCUAAAAUGCAAUCUGCACAAAACUGUUUAUGUGGAUUGGAAUUAUUUAUGAUGCACAAUUCAUCUCUUAAAUCAAAAGAUUGGGGACUGACAUGAAGAUCUUGUAUGGAUCUGAGGGCUUAGUGAUUCAUCUUUUACACUCUUUGUGAAGUUGGUGUAAGUUUGGUGCAUUCAGCUGACUGUCAAAAGUGGAAGGGUUAGUAAUUACAGAAUGGAAAGUAUGAUGCUAAUGUUUGUGAUGUAAAUUGAAAUGUGAGUGGUAUCAUAGAGACCAUGAUGUGAACUCUUAUACAGUACAAUACAAUGCAGUUCAGUCUCAUCCCCAUUAAUAAUCUUUCCAGCUUUGCCUUGGUGAAAUAUUUGCACAAAUGUCCCUAGUUGUUAAACAGAAUAUCAGAAAGUUGUAUCUGUAGCAAUAAAAACCUGGUGUUCAAUGUCAGUCAAGUGUUUGUGCCUAGUCAUCUCCACAGUGAAACUGAGAUACGUAUGCACCAAAUCCAACCUGAGUGAUGUCUAAAUAAAGGACUGUUUCAGGGGUU
Messenger RNA from Pangasianodon hypophthalmus (striped catfish), 2300 nucleotides. RefSeq lists its product as uncharacterized. Lineage: Eukaryota; Metazoa; Chordata; Actinopteri; Siluriformes; Pangasiidae. The record is from RefSeq and is a predicted model, not a curated record. The coding region runs from base 207 to 1673 and encodes 488 amino acids. The transcript has 2 exons.